UGAAAGAUUUAAUACAUUUUUUUAAAAAAAAAAUAAAUUACCUUAUUGACAGCCCUGUAUAGGCAAAUGCGGCCAGCGCACACCGGCUUGCUGCUUAUAUAGGUCCUGAUUGACUGAUGUGAUGUCGUUCUACUCAUAUCUGGGCUUCUCCUCCCCUUCCCAGCCAUCAUCGGCCAUCGCCGGCUCGCCGUGAAUUCCAACCUGUCCGUUCCACUUGCGUGAUCAAUCCGGACCGCUCAUGGCUUCCAUCGUUCUCCUGCUGUCGGAGCUGCUGGGCGGGGAGAGCGCCAGCGUGCUGGCGGCCGAGCGCUACAUGAGCGGCCACCGGUGCCUGGCGGGGGAGUUCCGGCCGGCCGUCACGGAGGCGCCGGGCACCAGGCAGGGCCAACGGCUGGUGGUGGUGGCAGACCAGCACGCGGCCGCCGCGGGGACAGAGCGGGCGCGGGUGCGGGAGGAGGACAAGGAGGAGUCGUUCGAGGACCUCGCGGCGUCCAGGUUCGCGGUCGACGUCAUGUGGCCUUGAGCGAGAGUCGUCGUUUUGCCCCAGCCCAGACUUUAAUUUGGACUGUGUACUGGUACUUGCCUAAUUGCUUCUUGCCGUACGUGUCGUUGCGUACUGCAUGCACAUGCUCGAUCCAUCCUCAGUUACUUCCGGUUCUUCGACAUGUAGUACUCUCUCCAUCGAAGGUCAUUUCAAGAAUCUUAAGAAGUUUAACCAAAUUUAUAUUAUAAAAUAUUAUUAGAUUCUCUCUUAA
Molecule: messenger RNA, 755 nt
Organism: Sorghum bicolor (sorghum)
Lineage: Eukaryota; Viridiplantae; Streptophyta; Magnoliopsida; Poales; Poaceae
Exons: 1
Coding region: 239-523 (94 amino acids)
Source: RefSeq, a predicted model, not a curated record